Messenger RNA from Scomber japonicus (chub mackerel), 1868 nucleotides. RefSeq names its product TERF1 (TRF1)-interacting nuclear factor 2 (gene tinf2). Gene Ontology annotation, biological process: regulation of telomere maintenance via telomere lengthening; telomere capping. Gene Ontology annotation, molecular function: telomeric repeat DNA binding. The coding region runs from base 99 to 1838 and encodes 579 amino acids. The record is from RefSeq and is a predicted model, not a curated record. Lineage: Eukaryota; Metazoa; Chordata; Actinopteri; Scombriformes; Scombridae. The transcript is spliced from 10 exons. Gene Ontology annotation, cellular component: shelterin complex.
CAAAUCCGUGUUAACGCGCGUCGCCUUUGUAGCUCACUCUGGAAGCAAUCUGUAAAGGUUGCUAAGCUAACCUUACUAAUUGUCCUAUUUGACGCAAAAUGGCAACCAGGAAACCUAAGCAAAGUGAUGCUAGCCUUCCUUUUGCUGCACUCCAGCUGCUGGCCCCGCCUGUGCGUCUGGUGUCCGCAGCCCUCUGGAAAGUGAUGAAGCAGAGGGAUGUGAUGCAGUACGGGGUCGUGGAGGAGUUUGUGACCUCAGCUUGUGAGACCGUCCCUGGACUGCUCACCUUAAGACAUCAGGGCAAACUGGCGCUGGGACUGAGAGCACGGUUAAUCUUGGAGCUGUGCCACACACAAUCGGAUGCGAAGGUGAUUGAGACGCACCUGAAAAGGAUCCGUGCACCUGCCCCUCCUUCACACUCCUCAGCUCCUACCGUGAAGAAGGAUUUGAAAAUUAUGAACACAGUCGAACGUUUCCAUGCAAUGGUUCACGCGCUGCUAACAGACCCUGCAGAGAGAGAACAGUUCUUCAAGGAGGAGUUUCCUGUGGAUUAUGGUCCCACGUUUGACCAGGAACUGGAGAAGCUGCUGUGGGAGUUUCUAAUUCGACUGGACCAGCUGCUCCCUGUUCCCAAUUUAGCUCAGACUGUGUCGUGGCUCAGUGAUGCCCCCCCUGUCCUGGAGGAGUGUGCACGAGCAGCCACCCAACCCCAGCUCCUGGAGAUUUUGCUUAAGCAUCAAACUUGUCUAGGUCACCUGGAGACAGCAGCAUCACUCCCUCCAAACAUGGGAGACUCCAUCCUAACUUCACUCUCUCUGCCGCCCUCUGGAAGAGUCCCUUCAAAUCAACCAACGGGACCCAGAAAGUCUUUUGCGGAUGAGUCUAAUGGCACACAGACAAAAGACAAAACACCAUUUAUUACACCUGUUAUUGGACUAAUAUCUAAUGACGAUGUUCCAUUUUUGAAACAUCGUAAAGAGCUGGCCAGCUCAAAAGGAGCAACAAGUGUGAACUUUUACUCAAAGCAGAACUCAAAAUUCACGUCUCUUAAACCGAAGCAAAAGUCCAAAGAUGACGGAGAGAAAGAGGGUAGCGAGGAGGAGAGGAACUCCCCUGAAAGAAGCAGUGGAGUGAAACGCAAACAACCUGACGGAAGAGAGAGCGCGUCUGAAGAAGAGGAGGAAGUGUUAUGUAUAAGAACACCUGUGAAAAUGAGACUGAGCGGAAAUUUGAGGUUUGGUGGAAGUGUCCAGAGAGGAAACGACGAGAGUGAAAAAGAUGAGGCGUGUAACACAACAGUCCUGGAAACCCGUAUGAAGCAGCUGGGCGUCGGAACGCUGCACCUACCCGAAGAUCCAUCCCUGCACUCCAUUUUCGUCUCGUGUCUCAACAGCGAGCCUAAAGUUAUUAUCGAAAAACUGUCAGUGACUCCUGCCGGCGUUAAGGUGACCGAUCGAGGAGGACGUUCUUCAUACAAGAAUCGGCAGCAUCAGAGGAAGAAAUCACCCGUCAAAGCCUCCACACAUAAAAGCAACCAACCUCAAAAGCUUGACUCAGACUUUCCUGGCUUGGAUGAUAAAGAAAAUCGGCCCAUAUUACCGAGUCUAAGCAGCUCCUCCUCUCACCAGCGGAGUCACACAGAGACGUCGGUGCCACCAGGUGACGGUGAAGAUUACGUGGCUGAUUCUGAAGAUGAGGCGACAAAGAACUUCAAAGGCAGACUGUUUGUGAAGCGCUACUACAAAACCAAACACGGCACUUAUGUACCAACUCUGAGGGAGUACUGGAAACCCGGGAUGACACGGCGGGAUUUGUCUCCUCGCACUAAACGCAGAUGAUGACACGGAUCUUCGAUGCUAGGUUCAGUG